Molecule: messenger RNA, 2037 nt
Organism: Nicotiana tabacum (common tobacco)
Lineage: Eukaryota; Viridiplantae; Streptophyta; Magnoliopsida; Solanales; Solanaceae
Product: E3 ubiquitin protein ligase DRIP2
Molecular function (GO): ubiquitin-protein transferase activity
Source: RefSeq, a predicted model, not a curated record
UAANCACAGGCACAGCAACAAGAGAUCAUCAAAUCCACGUUCCCUUUACCCCAAAUCAAAUCGCAGAUUCAACAGAUAAAGAGCGAGGAAUGAACGUAAAUUCCAUGUGUUACGGUGGCGUUUCUAGCAUGCACCGCUUGAGUACGUGGAUUUGAGAGAUAAAAGGGUCUAAAUUAUAAUCUCAAAACUGUUUAUUGAGAGCGGGGAGGUAGCUGAUAUACUGAGAAAUACAGAUAUAAAUGUCGAAUCAAGCGGUGAAGGUGAGGAGGGACAGGAUUGGGGCAUGCAUGACAUGCCCUCUUUGUCAUAAACUCUUCAGAGAUGCAACUACUAUUUCCGAAUGUCUUCAUACGUUUUGCAGGAAAUGCAUCUACAAAAAGUUGUCUGAUGAAGAAACGGAACACUGUCCAAUUUGCAAUAUCGACUUAGGCUGUGUUCCUUUAGAGAAAUUGAGGCCAGAUCAUAAUCUGCAGGAUGUGAGAGCAAAGGUAUUCCCUUAUAAGAGGCGAAAGGUGAACGCACCUGAAAUUAUGCCUUCAGUUGCAUUGCCAGUAAGGAGAAAGGAGAGAUCGCUCUCGUCACUUGUGGUCAGCACUCCAAGAGUAUCUACACAAACUGGAAUGACAGGAAGAAGAUCAAAAUCGGUGGCAAGAAAAACAUUACGGGGUUCUGCCUUUUCAAUUGAGAAACCUGUCAAGAAAGAAGAAGGUUCUGGAGAAGAUCAGCUGGAUAGCUCUAGCUCACCUGAGACUUUGAACAAGUUCACUCAGAACAUAAGGCUGAAUUCUUCCAGUGGUGAGCCUUCUGACCACCCUACACCUGAUAAGGAAAUUGCGAACGGCAAUAAACAGUGGGAAGGCAAACUUGAUUUGUGGAAACCUUUAAAUUGUUUGGUAGAAGCAGCAAACAGGAGCAAAUCUUCGAGGUUUACCUCACAGGGUUCUACCGCUAAGUCAGAAGGUCUGCAUUCUCAUGACCGUGAGGGUCAUGUCCGUAAAACUAAAGUCAAAGAACAUGGGCACAAAUUGAAGAUCAAGGAUGAUAAUAAUGGUGAUCCUGGUCCUCAAGAAUUUGAUAAACCUAAGAAAUCAUGUAGAAUUCGCCAAAAGAAGGCAUCAGCUUUUGGAGAGUUUAAUAUUUCACCGCAAACUGUACUGGAUGCAACCAGUGCCAAAUGUGAAAGGAGAAUCUAUCCAAUAUGGUUCUCAUUAGUGGCCUUUGAAGACCAGGAGGGAGAUGCACCCUUGCCACAGAUUUCUGCAAGUUACUUGAGAAUAAAGGACGGUAACAUUCCAGUUUCUUUCAUCCAAAAAUACCUGGUGAGGAAGUUGGAUCUUAAGAGCGAAGACGAGGUUGAGAUUAGAUGUAUGGGACAAUCAAUAGCCCCCAGUUUACCACUUAACAGUUUGGUUGAUAUGUGGCUUCAAACUACUACAUCUGAAAGAAUUCCAGCAAUUAUUGGUUCAUCAGCAAAGGACUUUGUGAUGGUAUUGGCUUAUGCUCGAAAGGUUCCAGGCGUUCCAGUUUCUUGAGUUAUUAUCACUGCAUUCAUGUACUUUAUAAACUAUAUGAGAGCUAGUCUUAUGUUGAAGUAGCAGGCCAGAAUUGCUAGACCCCUUUGCCUCGAGUGGCAUAUGGUGAGAUUGUAAACUUGUAAGUUGUAUUUAAUCACUGCAACUAGAAUUGGUGGAGAUCAGCGGGAAACGAGCAACAGGAUAAGAAAAAAGAUGAGAUUUCACAUGGGACCCUGAACGAGUUUGGCCAUUCGUGCUCUAACCGAGAAGAUACCAUGCUCUCAAGUUCACUAUCUUUCUGCAAUGUGUUGUAUGCUUGUACACUACCUUGUAGUUAUACUGCAUGAAUUUUGAUAAUGUUUUUCAUUAUGACUUUCGAUCCUCCGUACUUCAUAAUACACAAUUAUUUAUUUUUCAAAGAUCCUAGUAUUUCAUCAUCAGCCUCCAGAAUGAUGAAUUACAUUGCUGUAUUCUAAUUGCCAUUCUGAGUUUAGAAUUCAUGUGCAUAUUUUUUCUGCUGCUA